UUUGUUUUCCGGUUAAAAUUUCCAAUUUUUCUUCGGUCUUUGGAAAAGUAGCUCUUCCCCUUUCUUUUUGCGUAGACUGUUUAAGUUGGUAAUUUAGUGAGGGUUUGGGCCUUAGCCUUAACGCUUAAUAAACUGUUCCGUUGCAGUUGUAUGAGUUUGCACAAGGCGCGUACUGCUUUCCAUACAGUACUCGUACUUAUGUUUGGUGUUUUUCAGAAACUUCAAAGUUUAAUCCCGUAAUAACUGUUUACAAGAUUUGGAAGGUUUUGCAGUUUGCUAUCGAAUCAUCGGCUUUUUGAACUGUCAGCUGUCCAUCUUUCGUCUUCGAUCUCGUGAGAAUGAGGCUAACAAUGGUUUUAAAUUUGAAAUUCCCACGGGGAAACAUGUGGAUAGGUAAAUAUCGUUUGGUUCCUCCCAUGGGCGAAGGCGUCCGCUCGAGUGCGCUCAAGCGGUUAACGUGGGAAUAUGAGUGCAUGAAACUGCUGUCCAAACCUUAUCUCACAGAGGCACAAGAAGCGUGUCAGCCGGACUGGGACGCCGCCUUGGCGAAUCGCGAGAAGUAUCAGCGCAUCAAGUUGGAUAUGUUUGGAUUUGACCAUGUGAAGAUGGAUGACCAUCUUAAGCAUUUAAACAAUGAGAAAAAGUGGGAAUAGUUGAAUAAGGUUCCUGUGCCUUUUGUUUGCAAACAGUAGUAUAUCCCGGCUAAAGUGAAAUGUGUGAAACUAAGGCAUAUGUUGCAUGGUACAGAUUUUGGCGGAAUUUUGCGGAGUUUGUAUUUUUGCAGUUUAAUUCAUCUGUUGAAGUUUGAACUGAUCAAAUUUCUGGAAUUACGAAGGUUACAAAUGGCACGCUUUUCUUUCCGCGAUAACAAAGUGAAAUUAUUAUUGUACUAAAAUACGAUAUUAACAACAACCGAAUAAACUGUUGCGGCAAA
Molecule: messenger RNA, 934 nt
Organism: Paramacrobiotus metropolitanus
Lineage: Eukaryota; Metazoa; Tardigrada; Eutardigrada; Parachela; Macrobiotidae
Product: ribosomal protein 63, mitochondrial-like
Exons: 3
Coding region: 339-653 (104 amino acids)
Biological process (GO): mitochondrial translation
Cellular component (GO): mitochondrial ribosome
Molecular function (GO): structural constituent of ribosome
Source: RefSeq, a predicted model, not a curated record